GUGUUCUCGUUUUAUGGUUUUUAUGGUGGUAAAUCACUUAUAUUAUUAUAUAAGAUGGAUCACCCAUUAAAGUCAGAUGGCUUGGACGAUAUGGAUGAGUUAAAGCAGGCGUUCACAAAAAGAGUCGUACCCCCUGCACUUGAAGAGAGACUUUUGAGUUCAAAGAAGCUACGACGGGAUCUACUCGAGUUAGCAACGAAAGAUGAAGUCUAUUUCUUUAUCCGCAAAUCCCAGAUGUCGUCCCAACUCCGCUCACAACUUCUUGACGAAUCACCAGUCACAUCCACAAACAAGACCACAUCGACACCUACACCUACGCCUACAACUAACAGUGAUGGCAAGGACAAGCAUCUUAAAUCAAGUGGACGUCCUUACCAUACUGAACCAUCUAGGUCUACGGGGGUUUCUGAUGGUAGUUUUACUACCUCAACGCCAAAAGAAAUCACGGCCAAACAUGAGGUGCCUAGCUUCUUAACAAAAGACAAGCUUCCGACUAAGGAUUUAGCUUCCGCAACCCCAGCUAAACGGGUAUUCACUGCUAAGCGAACACUCCCUCCUCACUUGGUUUCUAAACCCAAUCCGACCCCAAAGCCAUCAGAGCCAGCCGCCAAUAAGCCGGUAAUUUCAGCCUCUCCUACCAGCCCUAAUCCAUCUAGGGUUGUUAGUGAUAUUCUACAGACCCUUAGAGAAAACCGUCUGCCGUUUAAUGCUUCAGAACAAACGGAAGACAUUAAGGACUCCCUUGCAUCAACAUCUCAACGUAGGCCAUCCCUAGCCGUACCCCAGAUAAUAGUUCAUCCCCCGAGCAAUAGCCACCCACAAGAUCCCAGUAUUUCCGACGAGCAAGUGAAGGAUCUCAAGAGGAAAAGAGAUGAUUCCUCUCCACUAGGACUCUCCCGGGAUUCACACCCUCAAAAGAGCCGGAAGGGUAGUCAUACAAAUACUCCCUUAAAAACGCUUGGCGUCGCAUCAUCUAAGACCCAAUCUGAGAAUGAAUUGUUGCCUGCCAAUCGUGAACGCACCAUAUCGAAAGGAUAUAAGAAACUACGCUUAAAGGAUGUAAUUGCACCUGGAGCAUCUGCCCUAUCGAAUGAUACCGGGGGAAGCAGGCUCGAUACAAUCAAUUCUCGCAAGCCCAAUACCGACGUAGUCUCCAACACCAAGCAAAAUCGGUUGGCAAGUCACCGCCGGCCACCAAUUGAUGAAGACAGCGAUGAGACAGAUGAUGACAUUCCGCUUCGAAAAAAACAGAUCAGCUCGACCAAAGCAACUAAGACCAAAGAAACUAAGACCGAUUGGGAUUACCAUAUUUGGACCUUUCCGUCCGGAGAAACCCAGCCCACUUCUGGCGCAUUGUUGCCACGGGGCUAUACCCUCCAUGAUAAUCCUGAGGCUCCGUGGAUAUGCCCGAUACGUUCGUGUCGUGUUUUGUUCUCGAAACUUGAAGGUCUCGGGGCCCACUUCAAUCGUGGCCACAGAGCCACACAACUUAAUGACAACGGGGACGGCACUCUAUCCAUCAUUAAGAAGCUGAAAGCGAUUGGUGUGGCUAUGCCUGCUGAGGUAGUGUCUCACAAACCAUUGGAUCCCGAGGAACCUUUGAAGGAGCCCACUCUCAAUCAUUACCUGAAAUCGUCCAAAUCUACUACUCCAUCUUCUUCUCAAGCAGGUGAUAAUAAGGACAGGCCUACAAAAGCUCACAGGUCGGGCAGGACUCUAUCUGACCCCAGCCUGUUGGGCACGGAAACUCUCACAAGAGAGGAUAGCCUAAAGAUAAGUUCACAUAAAAAGAAGCUGGUGUCUGAGGUUGGUCCCGAGGUUUGUCUUCUUUCAUGCAACACUCGAUGAAGCAGAACUAGGCCAGCUUUGAUUAGCUAACAGUGAGAAGCAGGA
This is a messenger RNA of Daldinia vernicosa, 1893 nucleotides long. RefSeq lists its product as uncharacterized. Bases 55 to 1848 code for a protein of 597 amino acids. Lineage: Eukaryota; Fungi; Ascomycota; Sordariomycetes; Xylariales; Hypoxylaceae. The record is from RefSeq and is a predicted model, not a curated record. The transcript is spliced from 5 exons.